Molecule: messenger RNA, 1283 nt
Organism: Hippopotamus amphibius kiboko
Lineage: Eukaryota; Metazoa; Chordata; Mammalia; Artiodactyla; Hippopotamidae
Product: dehydrogenase/reductase SDR family member 4-like
Exons: 8
Coding region: 29-868 (279 amino acids)
Biological process (GO): retinal metabolic process
Cellular component (GO): peroxisome
Molecular function (GO): carbonyl reductase (NADPH) activity
Source: RefSeq, a predicted model, not a curated record
GGCGCAGAACCCUGCACCCGCCGGCGCCAUGCAAAAGGCGGGGCUGCUAUUCGGUGCCUGUGCACAGACUUGGAAGUCGAUGAGGAUGGCUAGCUCCAGCGUGGCGCGCCGGAACCCACUCGAGAAUAAGGUGGCCCUAGUAACGGCCUCCACUGAAGGGAUCGGUUUCGCCAUCGCCAGGCGUCUGGCGCAGGAUGGGGCCCACGUGGUACUCAGCAGCCGAAAGCAGCAGAAAGUGGACAAGGCAGUGGCAGAGCUGCAGAGGGAGGGGCUGAGUGUAACGGGCACUGUGUGCCAUGUGGGGAAGGCUGAGGACCGGCAGCGGCUGGUGGCCACGGCUGUGAACCUUCAUGGCGGCGUGGACAUCCUAGUCUCUAAUGCAGCCGUCAACCCUUUCUUUGGAGAUGUAGUGGAUGUCACCGAGGAGAUGUGGGACAAGAUUCUGGGCAUUAAUGUGACGGCCACAGCUCUGAUGACAACAGCAGUGGUGCCAGAGAUGGAGAAACGAGGAGGCGGCUCAGUGGUGAUUGUGGCCUCCAUAGGAGCCUACAACAUGACUUCUGGCAUGGUCCCUUAUAACGUUAGUAAAACAGCCUUGCUGGGCCUCACCAAGAGCCUGGCCGUGGAGCUGGCCCCAAGGAACAUUAGGGUGAACUGCCUGGCACCUGGACUCAUCAAGACGAGCUUUAGCCGUUCGUUGUGGGAAGACCAGGCAACACUGGAAAAGCUAAAAGCAGCCAUGCAGAUCAAAAGGAUAGGCAAGCCAGAGGACUGUGCAGGCAUCGUGUCUUUCCUUUGCUCUGAAGACGCCAGCUACAUCACUGGAGAGACAGUGGUGGUGGCUGGAGGGAUGCCAUCCCGCCUCUGAGAACCUAGAGAACUUCCACCAGUGCAGAGAUUGGGCUGCAACUCUUGGAUCCUGUUCCAGCAUCCAUCAACUGGUCUUUCCCACCACUGUCUAGCAUACCGCUCACCUUACACUGUAACCCCACCCCCGCCUACCCCCAUAUUAAUUCUGCCCUGUGAAAAACUUCAGCAUUCUCUGCUGUCAAGGUGUGGUCUUCUGAGGAUUCUCACUGUUGCUGUAGCCUUGAAUAGACUUCCCCUGAGAGCAUAGGGCAGACCUGCUGAGAGGGCUUAGUCUACGGUGGCAAAGACCAACUCAUUUUUUUUUUUCUGGGGAAUUUUAGAGAGAUGGGAAAGAAGGAACCUGGGGUGGAAGGAACAGGGCUGGAAAUUAACAACUCGCAAAUGAGGUGCAAAUAAAAUGCAGAUGAUCACGA